AAAAACUAAAACGAGGUUCAGGGCCACCUAAUUAGAAGAUAAGAGCCUGAAAAGAAAAUGUGCAAGUUUCAUUGAACCUUGAAAAGGGAUCGAGAUGGGGGGAGGGGCGGCGGGGGCACCCGAUUUCUUCUACAAGGAAGCUCAGCGCCUUGGCUAUGUUGCUCGCUCUGCCUUCAAGUUGGUACAGAUACAGAAGCAGCACAAGCUCAUCAAAGCUGGCUCAUCCGUACUGGACCUCGGCUGUGCUCCGGGUGCUUGGCUUCAAGUCGCUUGCCAGAGCCUCGGUCCUCCCAAUCAUGGCGGGUCCGUUCUCGGCAUCGAUCUCAAGAAGGUGAAGGUUCCUCCUCUUCAUUGUGAUUCAAGGGUGAAAACCAUCUCUGCUGACGUCAUGACCCUACCCUCUCACCAACUUAGAGCUCUCUCUCCACAGCAAAAAGGGUUUUCUGUUAUACUUUCGGACAUGUGCCCUUUGGUUUCUGGAAUCACAACUAAAGAUGCAGCUCUGUCAGUGGAGCUAGGGAUGCGAGCAUUGGAUUUGGCUGUUGGCAGAAGAGCUGCAUUGUCAGUUUAUGCUGACGGUGAUGAUAAUCAGGAAGGUGAGCAAAGCCAUGGUGAUCCAUCCACUUUGGCGGAAACUGGAGUGUUGCAAGUUGGUGGGAACCUUCUUAUAAAGCUUUUGGAGAGUGAAGACGCAAAAGAAAUAAGCCAGAUUUCUAAGCCAUUGUUUAGAAAAUCUUCAUGGUUGAGACCUAAAGCCACAAGGCCUUCAUCAAGAGAGAUUUAUUUGAUCUGUCUAGUUUAUAAAAGCAUUGUUCCUCACAAAGAUAUAGAUAAUUACAAGCAUCAAAACACAUAAUUCGUGGGCGGACGCUUUCACUGAUGGGAAAACAUUCCAAAAUCGCAGUGUUUCAUCCCCUGCACCCGUCACUAUUGUCUGCAACACAAUCCAUAAAAAAAAAAAACUUAGAAACCAUGGAAAUUAGAGAAGCAAUUACAGACAAUGCAGUUGCACCAGGUUAACAUUGUUACCUUAGUGCAUCUAGCAAUGGUUAGCAUGUUACAGACUUAUAGAUGAGAAAUGAUGGACACGAAACUUGUGUAGGAAAUAAAACAGAUUCAGUUUUUCAGUUGUUACAUGACUUUUGAUAAAUAGACAGAUGCAGUACCUGUCCA
This is a messenger RNA of Arachis stenosperma, 1173 nucleotides long. RefSeq lists its product as uncharacterized. NCBI's taxonomy places the organism in Eukaryota, Viridiplantae, Streptophyta, Magnoliopsida, Fabales, Fabaceae. Gene Ontology annotation, molecular function: rRNA (uridine-2'-O-ribose)-methyltransferase activity. The coding region runs from base 95 to 856 and encodes 253 amino acids. The record is from RefSeq and is a predicted model, not a curated record. Gene Ontology annotation, biological process: RNA methylation. The transcript is spliced from 8 exons.